CCGGUACUCCGUGGUCGCUGGGCGGGGCCGUGACGUCCUUGGCGUGGCUGCAGGGGAGGCCGCGGCGGGGAAAAUGGCGGACGGGAAGGCGGGAGAAGACAAGCCCGAGAAGCCGCAGCGAGCUGGAGCCGCCGGAGGACCUGAAGAAGAAGCAGAAAAACCUGUGAAAACUAAGACUGUUUCUUCCAGUAAUGGAGGGGAAAGUUCCAGUCGCAGCGCUGAGAAGCGAUCAGCUGAAGAAGAAGCUGCAGACCUCCCAACAAAGCCUACAAAGAUCUCCAAGUUUGGAUUUGCCAUAGGUAGUCAGACGACAAAGAAAGCCUCAGCUAUAUCCAUCAAACUUGGAUCGAGUAAGCCUAAAGAAACAGUUCCAACUCUUGCUCCAAAAACACUUUCAGUAGCAGCAGCUUUUAAUGAAGAUGAAGAUAGUGAACCAGAGGAAAUGCCUCCAGAAGCAAAGAUGAGGAUGAAGAAUAUUGGAAGGGAUACACCAACAUCAGCUGGACCAAACUCCUUCAAUAAAGGAAAACAUGGGUUUUCUGAUAACCAGAAGCUAUGGGAGAGAAAUAUAAAGUCUCAUCUUGGAAAUGUCCAUGACCAAGACAAUUAAAUGAUGUGUUUUGAAAUUGGGGUUAUGGGGUGGGUGUAAAGUUAAAAGGAACAGUUUCCUUUUUUAAAGAAUGGUAUAAGACUAUCUUUGGAGCCGCCUCUUUUUUUUCUUUCUUUUUUUUUUUAAGAUUGAGUGGUACACUAAUAAAUGAGAGUUUGAAAUUAGAGGUAAUUUAUGUUUUAUAUACAGAUUUCAAGACAUUUGCUAAUUUUGUAGUUUCAUGUGAUUAGUUUCCAAAGGUUACAUAUAAUAAAAUCAGAAAUGGUACCUUUUUAAGAAUUACAUAUUUUUUUAGACACAAUUAUUAGCACACGAGAGGGAAGCAACAAGUUUUUGUCUAUUUAAACUGUAAACAAUUACUCUCUUAAGUCCCUUAUUAGCUAAACUGGCUCCCAGGAACAGCCUUAUCAAGAAGGGAGUACUGUAUUGGGAGGAAAAUGUUAGGAACUAUUGACUGAAAAUAAAUUAGAUAAAAUUAAAUAUUAGCUUUUUUUUUCCCCUAAUGGACAUUUGCUUUGUUUCAAGUCAUCAUAGAACUAGAUACUGCAUUGCUAUCAGUGAAUACAGAUGCUUAGCUCUUUUAAAAAAAUUUAUGUCGACUUGAGUAUUUGAAAUAGCCCACUUCACCUUAAUGGGUCUUGUCUGCCUUCAUUAGUCUUCAAAGAACAACCAUUUGCUACCAAAGUAAAUCAGUAUUUUGAAUGUGCUUCUCGGUUUUUGUUAUUAGCUAGUUUCUGUAAGCAUUUCCACCAUAAUUUGAGGAAAAUCAUAAGGAAGCUGUUUCUUUUAAAUUACAGACCACCACCAAAAAUUUAAAUGUACAUAAAUACUGAAAUAUUAGGGUGUUUUUAUUUUCAAAGAGGUAUAAACACCAAAAAGGAAAAAUCAGCUUUGUAUGAAGAUGGAAAAUGAGAAGAUGCACUUUCCUGUAAUUUUUUCAAAAACAUUUAAGUUACUAACUUGUGAAAUACAACUUGAUUUGGGCUUAAUACAGGUUUUAUUUAAUAUAAUAAUGUGCUUCAUCUUAAGUGUGUACAUGGCCUGUGUCCUCUUAAAAGCACAUUUUAUUUACUGAAAGCAAAAUAAUGGCAUCUUCAAGCAUAUUUUAUGGAUCUUGACCAUAUAUACUUUGUUAGAUUGUAGAGGGUUUUUUUUUAUAUUUUUGUAUUGUAUAUGGAUUUUUUUUUAAUGUGACAGUUAAACAUCUUUAAAACAUAGUCACAGAUAAAAGAAAAUGUAUAAUGCCUGAAAACUACAAUGUUAAAUUUGGAGGCAGCUUCUGACUUGGAUUGGUGGUAACUACUCACUGAACUCAAAAUAGGUAAUAACUCCAGAGAAGCAGCCUGUAUAUAUUCCUAACACUUAUGUUCACUUGCAUUUAAAUUUAGUGUAAGCCCCAAGUAAAACAAUGGAAAUGUAUAUAGGACUAUUCUUACAUGAUUUAAUUUUAUCAGGAUUCAUAAAUUUAACUUGCUUUAAUGUAGGCAAACUUUUUGUUUUAGUUCAUUUCAUUGUUUGUUAAAGUAACAUCCUCUCCAACCUGUUCUUUUGAUUCAGAUGAAUUACUAACCUACGUUGGGAGAGAGAAAUGACUGAAAUGAAUGUCUUUACUAAAAUACCAAUAAAUUUGUCAAACUCCA
Messenger RNA from Sorex araneus (European shrew), 2250 nucleotides. RefSeq names its product PEST proteolytic signal containing nuclear protein (gene PCNP). Lineage: Eukaryota; Metazoa; Chordata; Mammalia; Eulipotyphla; Soricidae. Gene Ontology annotation, biological process: protein ubiquitination; proteasome-mediated ubiquitin-dependent protein catabolic process. Bases 74 to 610 code for a protein of 178 amino acids. Gene Ontology annotation, cellular component: nucleus. The record is from RefSeq and is a predicted model, not a curated record. The transcript is spliced from 5 exons.